Molecule: messenger RNA, 2346 nt
Organism: Schistocerca cancellata (South American locust)
Lineage: Eukaryota; Metazoa; Arthropoda; Insecta; Orthoptera; Acrididae
Product: lysosomal-associated transmembrane protein 4A
Exons: 6
Coding region: 175-1257 (360 amino acids)
Cellular component (GO): lysosomal membrane
Source: RefSeq, a predicted model, not a curated record
AGAUGUCUUCACUCUAAAAGUUCUCAAGUAGGAUACCAGAACAUAAAAUGUAAAAUAUGAUGUGUUUGUCUUGCUGUUUGGAAAUGAGUAGAUAAAAAACCAAUUAUCUGCACAGACGCGAGUUUGACUAGUGUAGUCGCACGGGCUGCCAUUGUGAUUGUCAUUUGUGCCAACAUGCGUCUGAAAUUUGGACAGCGACAAAAUGAUUGGAAGUGCUGUUUUUGCUGUCAUGUUAGAACAGGCACAAUAUUUUUGGGAAUUUGGCACUUGAUGCUUCAUGUUUUGGCCCUCUCAGUGAUUGCCGUAGUGAUGAGGCAUCCUGAAAUGGUACAAGAAAAUGUAGCAAUAGACCCAGUUUUGCCGACACCAUUAAGUGAAGUUGAUGACACUUUAGUAGAAAUGAUUGCACCAAAUCUUGGCAGAAAUAUUGAAGUAAGCCUUCAUCCACAAGGUGAAGUGUUGAAGCAGACAGAUUUUGCUGCAGCUCAUGGAUACCGGGACAUCUUCGUUCAUAGAAGUCUUAACCAUCAGGACUUAAAUGUUGGAAUGGUUGUGACUUUCUGCACAUUUGCAAUAACUCUGAUAAUGGUAUAUGGUGCAAUUAAAGGCAAGCCAUCCUACUUGAUGCCAUUCUUUUGCUUGCAAGUUUUUGAUUUCUGCAUUGCAAGUCUGACUGCUGUUGGGUACCUGUGCUACUUGCCAGAUGUCCACCGUGUUGUUGAGGAAAAUCCACAUCUUCCAUUCCAGGAAGAACUAUUAAGACUUAACCCACAGUGUCUGUCCUUGCUGGUUCUCAUGUUCUUCAUGUUAGCCAUGAUGGUCAAGGCUUACUUCAUUGGUGUGGUAUGGAGUUGCUACAAGUACCUAACCCUUCGCCUAGCUGCUACACAGCGCACUAUUCAUUACAUAGAUCCUGAUAGUCAAUCACUGUUGCCAGACCUACCAGACUAUGAGACAGCCAUGUGUGAUCCUCGAUUUGCAGUUAAGAAGUUUCCAACUCCACCACCCUCAUACAGUGCUGCAGUAGAAGUGCCCAUGUCAAUGUGUACUGAACCUGCACCUGUUCCAGUACCUCCACCAGUCACAACUCCCUACAAUCCCUCUGUUGUGCCUCCUCCAGCCCCAGUGGCGACUCUGCCAGUUGAACCACCAACCACCACCACGACCGCCACCCCACCCACUCAGUCACCACAGAGUGCUCCAUCACAACCUGCGGCCAUUGCUACUACCGCAGAGCAAUCUCGGCCCUCUGCCUAGUGAGGCUUCAGGUAUAUUUGAUACCUCACCAUCCAUCUUUGAGAGGUCACUGAUAAGAAAAGUAAUUUCUUUAAAGAUAUUCCAUAUAACACCAAGAAUUCUUCGUACAAGCAGUGAGGUAUACAGAAACACUGUUAACAGUUGCAAUAAAUUGUACAGUGAUUGAUAGAUUUCAGUAUUUUAGUUCACAUUGUAUACCUCCUUGCUGUUAAAGGCUGUAGUUGUGUCACACACAGGCACAAACACACACACUAAUUUGGCACACACAUAUAGCUUAAUAAUAAUGUUAUUUAAUUGGAUAUAUUUUGUAGUGUUAUUCAUCAAAUUUAUAUUUAUCAAAUGUACUGAAUUUUUAGAUGGUAGUAAAGUACCUGUGAGUAGGUUCUGAUUAGAAGGGUAUGAAAAAUUCUUUUAAGGUUUGGUGUUAGUUUAGUGUUGGAUGGCAGGUCGUAUUUAGGCAACGGAGCAGACUACAACAGUACGUUACAACAUCGAAUGACUGUCUUAUCAACAUCCAUAGCUGUGGUGUUUAUCCCAGGUUUCUUUUAAACUCGUCAGCAUUUGUAUGUCUUAAAAUAUUUUUACUUAUUCAAUACAUACUGAACUGUUGAGUUCUACUGUAAAUAUUGGAGAGAUCUGCAGAGAAACCACUUGAUAUUAUUUAUGACUGAAAUUUAUUGUUAUAAACAGAGUCUAUUCUUGACACUAUAUUUGACAGCUUCUCACUUUAAAUAACUUAAAAAAGGGCAAGUAAAGAAACUAAUUUUGGUGUUAGUGUUCAUUGCUUAAAUAAAGGACAUAUAAUACAUUCAUAAAAAAUAGAAACAAAUAAGAUUUUAAUGUUGGGGCUUAAUGUAAACAUUAACGAAUUUUACAGAUAUAUGUAUAUACAAAUUUAGAGAGAAUAGGAAGUUUAAAAAUUCUAAUGUUCAAAGUUCCUGAACUGUGAUGAUGAUGCAGGUUAUAGUUCAUAAUUUUUGAUGAUUAUUUCUUGUACAUUCACUCAGUGUAUAUUUACAAUCAGUGAAGUACACAUUUAAACCUGUAAUAAAUUAAAGAGAUUUGAAUAUUAAAUUUGCUUGCUUUUAA